AAAUGUUAAACAGCUUUCUGAUUGAGAGCUUCACCGGUCAAACAGCUGGAAUGUGGGCUUCUAAAUACAGCAGUGGGCGGGGCACUGACACAAAAAGCUUCAGAGUUCAGAGGUGUGUCAAGUGGGUGGAGGAAGUUCAGGACUUAAAACUCAAGGCACGAAGAAACCUGAAAAAAUUGAACAAUACGUGAAUGAGGUUCUUUAAAACUGUAGUAGGUCCAUAACACUAAUGGAGUGCAGCCAUAUUGUACAUGUAAAAUAAGAGACAGCCUAUUUUUUUAAGAGUAGGAUAAAUAAGAACACGACGUUUCCUUUAUUACGUUUAGCAUCCGUCGUAUAGAUAAUUUUCAGUCAGUUGUGGGACCGAGCUCAGUUUUAUUUUUGCGCAGCGAAUCGGGCGUUGCACGUGUCUUACAUUUUAUUUAUUAAUAUUUAAUUUUUUUUUUUAAUAUGUGCUUUUUUAAUAUAUGGACGUAUUGAAUAAAUAGUGUGGUUUAAAAAUAAAUUACUGCGGUUCCGCAUUAAACCAAAUCCUGUAAUAAAUGUAUGUGUAGUCACGUGGUGUCCUACGUCACAUGUAAACCAGAUCGAAGAUGGCGGCCGCCGGAGGAGAGCCCUCUACUCAGAAUGUGUCGGAUGAAUUAUUUCAGAACUUCUACACGGAGGUGAAGCAGAUUGAGAAGAGAGACUCUGUGUUAACCUCCAAGCAGCAGAUCGACAGACUACUCAGACCUGGAGCAUCGUACUUCAAUCUCAACCCCUUCGAGGUGCUGCAGAUUGAUCCAGAGGCGACAGAUGAUGAAUUGAAGAAAAGAUUUCGGGCGUUGUCCAUUUUGGUCCAUCCAGACAAAAAUCAGGAUGACCCAGACAGAGCACAGAAAGCCUUCGAAGCUGUGGACAAGGCAUACAAACUCCUACUGGAUCCAGAACAGAAGAAGAGAGCAUUAGAUGUGAUCCAUGCAGGAAAGGAAUACGUGGAGCAUAUGGUAAAAGAGAAAAGAAAACAGCUGAAGAAAGACGGCAAACCACAGGACGUUGAGGAGGACGACCCAGAGUUGUUCAAACAAGCGGUGUAUAAACAGACCAUGAAGCUGUUCGCAGAGCUGGAAAUCAAGAGGAAGGAAAGGGAAGCAAAGGAAAUGCAUGAAAGGAAAAGGGCAAGAGAGGAAGAAAUCGAGGCGGCAGAGAAAGCAAAGCGAGAGAGAGAAUGGCAGAAAAACUUUGAGGAAACAAGAGACGGCCGUGUGGACAGCUGGAGGACUUUCCAGGCUAAAGGCAAGAGCAAGGAGAAAAAGAACAGGUCCUUCCUCAAGCCUCCGAAAGUCAAGAUGGAACAAAGGGAAUGAUGCUGUAAAAUUGGACACUUCACUAGAUUCAAAUCCACUGUUGAAAACAACAAAACCCAGUUCUGUGUAUCGUCACCUCGUCGUCUGCAGUCAGCUGUGUAAUCCUCAUCACACAGUCACCGGGAUACGCGUCACACGACAGCUUCCUCAUCCUGACCCUGACAAAACGUAGUUUUGUACUUGGUUUUCUAAAUGUACAUAUUUGUGACCUGGAGCCAGAGAUCAUAACUGUCUCGUGUAAGAAAUGAUGCAUCUUCCACUUAUGUAAUUGAUGAAAAAAAAUGUGGUUUGCCAUUAUUUUUGCUUUUUGUUCUUUUCUUUUUUUUAAACUAAAUAAAGCUUGGUCUUAACAAGCCGA
Stegastes partitus (bicolor damselfish) is the source of this 1704-nucleotide messenger RNA. RefSeq names its product DnaJ (Hsp40) homolog, subfamily C, member 8 (gene dnajc8). The transcript is spliced from 9 exons. Bases 594 to 1346 code for a protein of 250 amino acids. Gene Ontology annotation, cellular component: nucleus. NCBI's taxonomy places the organism in Eukaryota, Metazoa, Chordata, Actinopteri, Pomacentridae. The record is from RefSeq and is a predicted model, not a curated record.